Hyla sarda is the source of this 8521-nucleotide messenger RNA. It is a transcript of the gene THBS2, whose product is annotated as thrombospondin 2. Gene Ontology annotation, molecular function: protein binding; calcium ion binding. The record is from RefSeq and is a predicted model, not a curated record. The transcript has 22 exons. Lineage: Eukaryota; Metazoa; Chordata; Amphibia; Anura; Hylidae. The coding region runs from base 472 to 3993 and encodes 1173 amino acids. Gene Ontology annotation, cellular component: extracellular region. Gene Ontology annotation, biological process: cell adhesion; negative regulation of angiogenesis.
UCAUGGCCAGAGUCCUGAGGUAAAAUCCCUCACAUGAGCUCCACAUUGACUGCAGGGCUCAUAGAAGGAGUCCUGUCCAGCGCUGGUGUCACCAUUCCCUCUCUUUUAUAGCUCCUCACACAAAAGCCUCAAUAAGUUUCCCUGGUCCCUGGCUGUGGUCAUGGCCCCUCCUCAGACACACAGAAGGGGGCAGGCUUCAGCAUCAUCACCUCACACAGCCAGGGAAUAGUGUCAGCUCUGACGGGGAUUAUGUCAUUCCACUGGUUUUUUUCUAACUUCUUGAAAGUGCUUCCUUAUGGGGGCUGACUGACAGCAAAGCUGGAGUGCGCACUAUAUAAGUGAGUGAGGGCUUCUCCUGCAGCAUUGUAGACAAGGCUCCUCACAAUACAGGCAGGAGGGACCUCACAGGAAACCAAGGAUAUUUGCUUUGUACUUAACACUAUUGUAACACUUUCUUCAGCUACAGGAGUUAUGCUGCAAAGAAAACUGGUUUGGCUGCCCAUUUUUAUUACAUUCUGUGCUUCUCUCCAUGCUCAAGAUGAAGAGAAAGAAGAUGAGACCACAUUUGAUCUGUUUGACAUCAGUAACAUAAACAAGAAGACCAUUGGAGUUAAACUUUUCCGUGGACAUGAUCCUCUCUCUCCAGCCUAUCGUUUCCUACGCUUUGAUCACAUCCCACCUGUUAAGUCUGAAAAGAUGAAGCAAAUUAUUGACUUGAUGCAACUAAAUGAAGGUUUUAUUCUUACUGCUUCCAUGAGGCAAGACAAACUCAACAGAGGAACACUUAUUGCUGUGGAGGGUCCCGGUAUUUCCAAUAGAUUAUUUGAGAUUGUUUCAAAUGGACGAGCCAAUACUCUGGACCUAAUUUAUUGGGUGGAAGGUUCUCAGAAUGUUAUUUCCUUGGAGGAUGUUGACCUGGCAGACUCUCAGUGGAAAAAUAUUACAGUUCAACUGACAGGUGAAAACUUCAACCUAUAUGUUGGUUGUGACCUUAUGGACAGCUUCCGCCUGGAGGAAACCUUCUAUGAGCAUUUAAAAGGUGUUAACAACAAGAUGUAUUUGGCUAAGGGCUCAAUACGUGAAAAUCACUUUAGGGGACUGCUACAAAACGUUCGACUAAUAUUUGAUUCUACAGUUGAAGAUGUUUUAAGACAAAAAGGCUGUCAGCUGAGCCACACAGGUGAUAAUGCAAUCAAUGAGAAAACAGAAAUGAUCCAUCUCACCCCCCUGACCGAAUACGUGGGGAAGAAAGAAGAUAGACAAAUAGACUUCUGUGACCGAUCAUGUGAUGAGUUAGGGACUAUGUUUACUGAGCUGUCUGGCCUCCGUGUGAUUGUCAAUAAUCUGCUAGAAAAUCUUCAGAAAGUGUCUGAAGAAAACCAGGAGUUGUGGGAACUGAUAGGUCCCAACAGAACUCUUAGGAACCAGUCAGUGUGUUGGCAGGAUGGGCGUGUUUUUGCAGAUAAUGAGAACUGGAUUGUAGACAGCUGCACAAAGUGCACCUGCCAGAGUUCAAAAACAGUUUGCCAUCAGAUCACAUGCCCAACUAUACACUGUGACAGCCCAACAUUUGUUGAAGGGGAGUGUUGCCCCGACUGUUUGUCAUCAGGCAAUGAAGCUGGCUGGUCUCCAUGGUCUGAAUGGACAGAAUGCUCAGUAACUUGUGGCUCUGGAACUCAACAACGUGGAAGGUCAUGUGAUGCUACCAUUAGCACAUGCACUGGUUCAUCAAUCCAAACAAGAACGUGCAAUCCUGGAAAAUGUGACAACCGCAUACGACAGGAUGGUGGUUGGAGUCAUUGGUCACCUUGGUCAGCUUGUUCUGUAACUUGUGGAAUUGGUAACAUUACUCGUAUUCGUUUGUGCAACUCUCCCAAGCCACAGCUUGGAGGCAAAAACUGCACCGGAACUGGACGUGAAACAAAAGCAUGUGAAGGCGCACCAUGCCCAAUUAAUGGUAAAUGGGGACCAUGGUCUCCUUGGUCUAGUUGCACUGUAAGCUGUGCAGGAGGUUUACGAGAGAGGUCCCGUAUCUGUAACAACCCCAGGCCCCAAUAUGGAGGAAAGAAAUGUGCUGGUGAUACUAAAGAAAAAGAAAUGUGUAACAAGCAAGACUGUCCUAUUGAUGGAUGCUUAUCUAGUCCGUGCUUCCCUGGAGCUGAAUGCAAUAGCUAUCCUGAUGGAUCCUGGUCGUGUGGAGCUUGCCCUGUCGGAUACCUUGGUAACGGAACAUUUUGUGAGGAUCUUGAUGAGUGUGCACUAGUUCCUGAUGCCUGCUUCAGAUUGGGAGGUGUCCAUCGUUGUGUGAACACAGACCCAGGUUUCCACUGCCUGCCAUGCCCACCACGAUACAAGGGCAGCCAACCAUUUGGUGUUGGAAUAGAAUUUGCUAAGAAAGAAAAGCAAGAAUGUGAACCAGUAAAUCCAUGUAAGGACAAAACUCACAACUGCCAUAAGAAUGCUGAAUGUAUUUACAUUGGCCACUUUAGUGAACCAUCCUUCAAGUGUCAGUGUCAAACUGGAUAUGCUGGAGAUGGCAUAAUCUGUGGGGAAGAUACCGAUUUGGAUGGAUGGCCAAAUACUAAUCUCAUUUGUGCUGCCAAUGCCACUUACCAUUGUAUUAAGGAUAACUGUCCCAUGCUGCCUAACUCAGGACAAGAAGACUUUGACAAGGAUGGCAUUGGUGAUGCCUGUGACAAAGAUGAUGAUAAUGAUUCAGUAGAUGAUGAAAAGGAUAAUUGCCCCCUGCUUUUUAACCCUCGUCAGUUUGACUAUGACAAGGAUGAAGUAGGAGAUCGAUGUGAUAACUGCCCUUAUGUGCACAACCCAGCUCAGAUAGAUACUGAUAAUAAUGGGGAGGGUGACGCUUGUUCUGUGGACAUUGAUGGAGAUGACAUCUUAAAUGAGCUGGAUAACUGUCCGUAUGUGUAUAAUACAGACCAAAUCGAUACAGAUAAAGAUGGAGUGGGUGACCAAUGUGAUAACUGUCCUUUGAUGAGUAACCCUGACCAGACUGAUUUGGACAAUGACCUUGUCGGAGACCAGUGUGAUAACAAUGAAGACAUUGAUGACGAUGGCUACCAAAACAAUUUGGACAACUGUCCCUAUAUACCGAAUGCAAACCAAGCAGAUCAUGAUAAAGAUGGAAGAGGAGAUGCCUGUGAUUCAGAUGAUGACAAUGAUGGUGUCCCAGAUGAUCGGGACAACUGUCGGUUAGUCUAUAACCCUGACCAAAAAGACUCCAAUGGUGAUGGCCGGGGUGAUGCUUGCAAAGAUGAUUUUGACAAUGACAGCAUACCUGACAUCUUCGAUGUCUGCCCAGAAAACAGUGGUAUUAGUGAGACAGACUUUAGAAAAUUCCAGAUGGUUCCUUUGGAUCCUAAGGGAACCGCACAGAUUGAUCCCAACUGGGUCAUUCGCCACCAGGGCAAAGAGUUAGUACAGACUGCCAAUUCAGAUCCUGGAAUAGCUGUGGGUUAUGAUGAAUUCAGUGCAGUGGACUUCAGUGGAACAUUUUUUGUAAACACAGACCGGGAUGAUGACUAUGCUGGCUUCGUGUUUGGCUAUCAGUCUAGCAGCAGGUUUUAUGUAUUCAUGUGGAAACAAGUCACUCAGACAUAUUGGGAAGAUAAACCAUCCAGGGCUUAUGGUUACUCUGGAGUGUCAAUAAAAGUUGUCAAUUCUACAACAGGCACUGGUGAGCACUUAAGAAAUGCUCUUUGGCACACUGGAAAUACACCAGGAGAGGUGAGAACAUUGUGGCAUGAUCCCAAAAAUAUAGGCUGGAAAGAUUAUACUGCAUACAGGUGGCAUCUUACUCACAGACCCAAGACUGGCUAUAUUAGAAUUGUUGUCUAUGAAGGAAAGCAGAUAAUGGCAGACUCUGGUCCCCUAUUUGACAAGACAUACGCAGGUGGACGGCUGGGACUCUUUGUUUUCUCCCAAGAGUUGAUAUAUUUCUCUGAUCUCAAGUAUGAAUGUAAAGAUUUUUAAGAAAUAUUAGAUGUGAUAUGUGUACUGUACAUCCCAUGAGACCAAGACACCUCAAUUAAACCUAGGACUCCCAAGUAUCAUCAAAAUGACCUCCCUACUGCAAGCAGGGUAAUGCAUCAUGUACCCAUUAAGGACAAUGCAGAAGAAGAACACAUUGCACAAUAGUAGCCCAGCAGAGGAGGGAUAUGGCCUGAUUGUUCUUACUAGGUGGAUAAAUCAGUAGAUAAAGAUGGCGAUUUAUGUAAAAUGCUAAUGCAAUAACAGCAUAUAUUUUAAUUUAUGUUCCACUUUUAUUAGCCAGCUCACAUAUUUUUACCUAAUAGUUUUAUGAAUGUGCUUGUUUAUCCUUGGAAUGUAAGCUUUAUUCAAGUGCCUGUCUUGUUUUAACAAUUUUAGGACAUGAAAAUGUUUUUACUAUAAAGUUUAGGUCUGACUUUAUUUAAACACCCUAAACAUAGGAUAAACAGGGAUAUGAUACAUAAUGACUAUAGAAAAUGUUCAAUAAUAAAUUACUUAGUGAAAAGUGGUUCUAAAAACAAAUUGCACAGGAGUCCUGUGUUUCCCAUAUGGCUCUUGUAUAUUUGUAUAAUGUUGUGAAGCUUUAUGCUGGUAGUAAUAUUACUUAUGAUUAUUGGCCAUUAUAAUGAUUCCAAGAUGCCAACUACUUCACCAGCCAGUCAUAACUAGUUGAUUGAUAAGAAUUGUGAAGCAGUAUCAUUUCUAUCUUAUCACUUUACAUGAAUAAAUGUAGCACACAUCUAAAUGACUGUUAUGUCACAGGAUGGAAGAAAAUGAGAAUUCGGGGCAUGGCAAUCUCCUAGAUUCAUUUUAGGACUAGGCAGUGUUUUUUACACAUUGUUACAGCUUAGAUUUUAUUUAUAAAGUAAGAAAGCAUAACAUUUAUAUAUGUGUCAAUGUUGGUGCUAAAAAGUACACAGCAACAUUCACAUCUCUUCAUAAUCCCAAAUACUAGCACUAAUAACUAGCACUAUUUACACAAUUUAACAGCUGGUAACACAGCACAUAGUAGGAAAAUAGUUGUAGGUUUUACUUCUAUUUGAAUAGCUUAAAUAGUUAACCAAGAUAACAAUAUUCUUUUUUUUAAUAGUAAAGGCAAGUAAAUGUAUGUCAUAACAUAACAUGACCUUCCUCAGGGACAAUCACAGUCAUAACAAUUGUUUUGUAUGCUCUUGUGAUGUAAGAAAGCUGACAAGAAUAAAUAAAUAACAUGGAUAUCAAUGUAUGCACAAUACGAGUACACUUGCGGUUUUUAACAACAUAAUCUGAUGUGGACAUCUUACUCAGGACUCAUUUUGCCAGUCCAAAGUUGUCAGUGUUGCAUCAUUGUAGCAUCAAGUAAUAUAAGCCAUUUUAUAGAAAUAUGAUCAUGUAGAAAAGAGUACAUUUGUUUAUGUAUGUAGUGUACUGAUGUGUAUUUAGUUAUCCCUGUAGAAGGAAACUGCAAUCAGACAUGAUAUGAGAGGAGAUAUCCCUAGGAAAGUAUUCUAGAUUGUAUAUGGGAAUGUAUUGUAGUUGCUAUUUUUCCACUAUUUAAGUUACAGUCACUAGAUUUCUGUACAGUAAAACACUAGCAUGUUAUUAUAUUGCUAAGGAAUAUCUUUCUAAACAUACUCUUGUUGAAUAAUUCCAUCUAAGUAUUAUGUAUAAAAAUAAGUUAUAUGGUGUAGCAGACUCUUUUUAUGUAAAGUUUUACAUAAACAUGUUUAGAAUGUUAAUCCUGAACAGUGUAACAUCAUACUUGUGGUUUAUUGUACAAAAAGCUAAUGACAGUUUCUCUUUAAGAGUCCAUUCACAAUUUGUAAUUUCCAAGCGCAAUUCUGCACAAUAAUUCAGUUGCAGCAGCCUCCCAUUGUUUUUGAUGGGAUUCUGCUGCACCAUUCACACUACAGAAUUUCCGCCAUUGUAAUUCCGCUGAAAGGAUAAACAUGUUGAACUUGAUGGACAUAUGUCUUUUUUCGACCGUACUAACUAUGUAACUAUGUUCAUUCUUUUGGUAGAAUUCAUACAGAAAUACAUUGCCGUCUAUUGAGAUGUCGCAUUUCAAAAGUCGGUUGGUCCUAGUGCCGACUUUUUUUGUCGGCACCCGCUAUAGAUGAAAUAUCUGGGUGGAACAUCUGAAUUGUGAAUGGGCCCUAAAACUAGCACUUUAAACUGAUUCAAAAACCAAAGUAACAGAAUUAUAGAAUUCCUAACACAGUCUGAAACUUACCCUGUUUUUAGAGUUGUUUUGAAACCCAACAAAGGGAUCUUGUACACAAGCACAACACAGCUAAUAACAAGCUUUAGGACAUAUGGAGCGGCAUUACAGGAAAGUCUAUUUUUAUUUGUGGCAUAUUUCACAUACUGAUGAAAUACAGAACUCUCCUCUAGAGGCAUUAGGUCCAAUUUACUACUCCAAAUGCACCAGCAUUCUGGCUUACUUGACUUAAGCCACAUUUGCUUUGAGUUUUAGACACUUUUCCCCUAAUUGGCCUCAGUUAAGAGGUGUGGUCUUUGAAAGGGACAUGGCUUAGGAUGCAACACAGUGCGCCAUAAAAAAUGUGCCAGAAUUUUGAUGCAAGAUUCUGGUGCAGUUUAAGCCAAUUAGUCAGUCCAGUCAAGCAUAAACCACUUCUGCAGGAAGGCUAUUCCAUGCAUCCACUAAUGCUUCCUGAUAUUACUUUAAAACCUUUGCACCUCUAAUUUAAAACUAUGUCCUCUUGUGGUAGUUUUUCUUCUUUAAAAUAUGCUCUCCUCCUUUACCGUGUUGAUUCCCUUUAUGUAUUUAAAAGUCUCUAUCAUAUCCCCUCUGUCUCUUCUUUCUUUCUUUAACCUUUUCUGGUAAGUUUUAUCCUGCAAUCCAUGUACUAGUUUAGUAGCUCUUCUCUGAACUCUCUCUAGAGUAUCUAUAUCCUUUUGGAGAUACAGCCUCCAGUACUGCGCACAAUACUCCAAGUGAGGUCUCAUCAGUGUUCUGUACAGCGGCAUGAGCACUUCUCUCUUUCUACUGCUUAUACCUCUCCCUAUACAUCCAAGCAUUCUGCUAGCGUUUCCUGCUGCUCCAUUACAUUGUCUUCCUACCUUUAAGUCUUCUGAAAUAAUUAGUACUAAAUCCCUCUCCUCAGAUACUGAGGAAGCAUGAUACACUUAAAUAAAUCUGUCCCAUUGCUAGACUGUGUAGUCUAUGUUUCCACUGUCUAAGACAUAGAUCGUUUAAGUAAAUCUGAGCCUAUGGGGAAGAUUCAUCAAGACAUGUGCAGAGGAAAAGUUGACCAGUUGCCCAUAGCAACCAGUCAGAUCGCUUCUUUCACUUUUGAAAGGCCUUUAAAAAAAUAAAGUGAUCUGAUUGGUUGCUAUGGGCAACUAGUCAACUUUUUCUCAGCACAGGUCCUGAUGAAUCUCCUCCAUUGUGUCUAGAGGAGAAUACUUUCCUACAGCUAGACUCAAACAAGCAGUGGCAUCUACUUUUGGCUUUGGCUCACUUGCCACAGAAGACGCAUGUGGGAUUCUGACCCAAUACAUAGUUUACUGUGUGAAUUAAGCUUGAGGUUGGGUUCACACAUUGUAAAAUAACAAAUAAUAUGUUCUAUAAAGUCUAUGGAAAAGCGGCUGUGAGUGCAAAUAUUGUAUCAAAAACAUAGGAAUUCAGGCCAAAACAAUGUGUGCACUGACCAUGGCUUUUCUUUUAAUUUAGCAUGUGAGAACCCAGUCUAAUAUUGCCAAGAUUGCAGCAGAACAAAAGCAGAAAUAUAUAUUUAUAUUAGUCUGAACUAAACACAGCCAUAUUAUUAAAUCACUGCUUCUAGUUUUGUUUUAGUAUUACCUGCUGAUUUUCAUUGGUUAGUUUUAAGUUUUUUUUUUUUCACAUAAAUACUGGUGUACAUAGACAUUUUGUUAUUAUUAUUAUCAUGAAUAUAAAUUGUAAUAAUAAUAGGAUAAUGUCAGAGAAUAUUCAACAGCAAUAUAAUCAUUUUAUAGAAAAUUUUUAAUAAAAGUUUUUAAUAAAAGUUUGUGAUGUACAAUUGGGUCAUAAUAAGGGAUUUUUUUUUUGCAUCUGUCACUAUAAUAUUAUUUCAAUCCACAUUUUAGUGCCAAUAUAUACUAUACAAGCUAUGUUCAGGAGAUAUAGCACAUUUAUAUAUAUGCUAUAAAUCCAUAUGCUGUAUUUGUGCCAUUAUUGUCAUGUCGACAGCUUUCUUUAUCUCUUGGUUCACUCAUUAACUCAUUACAUGUAUGCAUUGUAUUUCACGGAGUCUAUUCGGGAUUUGCUCCACAAAGUGUUAUGUGGAACAAUGAUGUUUAUAUUAAUAGACUGUACAUCUUUAUUCUUUGUAAAUUAUUUAUGGUUUUUACUUUAAAAUUUUAGCUUUGUUUAACUUUAAAAGAGAAGAUUUCUUUUUGUUUGCCAAAGAUUGUAAAUAUUUAUUUAUUUGUUUAUGUGGACAAAGCUUACAAAGAACGUCAUGUAGCCAAAUGCAGUCUUUUUUAUAUUUUUUCCAAAGAUUCAUAAUAGCAAAUAAAAUAUAAA